Vicugna pacos (alpaca) is the source of this 535-nucleotide messenger RNA. Lineage: Eukaryota; Metazoa; Chordata; Mammalia; Artiodactyla; Camelidae. The record is from RefSeq and is a predicted model, not a curated record.
UGAAGGAGUAGCCUGUUGGCUCAGGGUGUCUGGGGAGGCAUGUCUGACCUGCUGGAGGUUUUCUCAGCCGUAUCCAGGGUCAAAGGCGCUGUCCAUGAGGCUGUGUACGAGGAGAUUGAUUACCUUGUAACGCCGAAGGAGGAUCUGCUGCGUAGCUCGGAUGACUCAGUAUCUCAACUGCCCUAUUACACCGGGGAUGCUGAGGAGGACAGUGACCAUAAAUCCACUCCAGAGCCCCCAGAUCAGAGGACUGAGGUCACUAGUGAGGGUUAUGAUGAUGCUGAAGAGGUACCACUGCCUGAGGCUCCCCCUGCCUCUCAGAUGAGCGAGGGGGAGGUGCCCCCAGAGGAGGAGACUGGGAUGAGGGCCUCGCAGACAGGUGAGCGGGUCAGCUGAUCUCCUGUAGUGUUUGCUCUGUGUCCGGGAAAGGGUGAAUCUGAGCUCCUCAAUGCCCAUCCUUCCUGGAGAUUCCAAAUUUGCAUGAGGUCCUAUGUUUGAUAACAUCACCUCGAACAUACACCUCUCUGUAAUGCCG